Messenger RNA from Acanthopagrus latus (yellowfin seabream), 2953 nucleotides. RefSeq names its product distal-less homeobox 1a (gene dlx1a). Lineage: Eukaryota; Metazoa; Chordata; Actinopteri; Spariformes; Sparidae. The transcript is spliced from 4 exons. Gene Ontology annotation, molecular function: DNA-binding transcription factor activity, RNA polymerase II-specific; RNA polymerase II cis-regulatory region sequence-specific DNA binding. Gene Ontology annotation, biological process: negative regulation of transcription by RNA polymerase II; embryo development; cell differentiation. The coding region runs from base 1138 to 1899 and encodes 253 amino acids. The record is from RefSeq and is a predicted model, not a curated record.
UCUUCCUCUUCCUCUUCGUCUUCUUCUUCCUCAUCAUCUUCUUUCACCACCAUGCGGAGGCUCUCUGACCCCGGAUUAAUCUGCUUCUUCUCCAUCACAUGAUAUAUAUAUAUGUAUUUAUAUAUAUUUUAAAAGUAAGUGGACACACAUUUCCUUUUAGAUAUUCUUUGUUUCUUCUUCUUUUUUUUUUUUUUAAUACAGCCUGGUUAAACUCUGUGGUCCUUGCUUGAGGUCUGAACCUGCAGCUCAGGGGGGGAAAAAUGUCUCCUGUGUUUAGUCAGUCGUCAGUUCAAUUAAAUCAAAUGUCCGUGGAUAAUUAUUCUUGUUAGGGGCUGUGGGAGGCGGGCCGCACACCCCCGAUCUUCACUUAGGUUCAUGCUAAUCAAAGGUGCCAGUGUUUAACAAAAAGAAGAAAAAAAAAAUCUGUGACCAUUAAUUGAUUGCGAUGUAAGGAGCGUAAAAAGUCGUUUUGGGAGGGCGUUUAAAACGUGAUAAGAAAAUAGGUGCGUUCAAAAGCUGCUGUGUUAGACAACAAACAGGCGACACAGGCUGAGGGUGGGUGAAAGAAAAUAUAUAUAACCAACAAUUGUCAUGGAUCUAUUUCAUGACAGGUUUCAUCAUUUAAAACCAUAUUUAAAAAAAAAAAAAAAACAACUCUUAAAAAUCGACUACUGCUCACUUUGAUUCAUCACAAAUUGGCCCUGUUAAUUAGAAAUGCUUAAUUUGUUGUUUUAUUAUUUUUUUUUCCGCUGACGUACAGGUGUCACAAAGCAUCAUUAGGCCUGUACCUGAACCAACAAUUUGACAUCAGAGCGGAACUGUUGUGCCAGGUGUAACCGAGACCUCAAGCCACUGUUCUUCGGACCCAGCCCCAGCGUCGCCAAUCGGCUUCCCUCUUGGAGAGAGUGGACCAAUCAGCGACAGUCUUUGAUGAAUAUUCAUGAGUCCGAGAUUCAAACCUUUGAGCGAGUUUGUCUUGGUCCACAGCAUCAUACCUAGGACUUUUCACAGGCACAAACUACAUUUUCUUAUGAAUGGAAAGAGAAAAAAUCAGUUCGGCUUAAAUUGGGACCCGUCCUUCACUGAGAUCAUAGAAGGAAAACAACAAAAGCAAGACAAGGGGAACCGCAAGAAGAGAUGACAAUGACUACAAUUCCAGAAAGUCUUAAUAGCCCUGCCUCAGGAAAAACCGUUUUCAUGGAGUUUGGACCCCCGAGUCAACAAAUGUCGCCUCCCUCCAUGUCUCACGGACACUAUCCCAUGCACUGUUUACAUUCUGCAGGUCAUACCCAGCACGACAGCUACAGUCCUGCCUCAUCGUUCCCCAGAUCUCUGGGUUAUCCAUACGUAAACUCCGUCGGCAGCCAUUCCACCAGUCCAUAUCUCAGCACAGUACAGACCUACCAAAACAGCUCGGCGCUGACACAGACGCGGUUAGAGGACGCAGCGCCAGAAGCAGAGAAAAACACAGUGGUCGAGGGCGGAGAGGUGCGAUUCAACGGGAAAGGGAAAAAGAUUAGGAAACCAAGGACUAUCUAUUCCAGUUUACAGCUUCAAGCUCUGAACAGGAGGUUCCAGCAAACUCAGUAUUUGGCGUUACCGGAGAGAGCUGAGCUCGCAGCGUCGCUGGGUCUCACUCAGACACAGGUGAAGAUUUGGUUUCAGAAUAAACGCUCUAAAUUCAAGAAACUGAUGAAGCAAGGCGGAGGCACGAUUGACGCCAACGCUUUAGCCACCGGCCGCGGACUGUCGAGCGGCUCUCCCUCGGUGGCACCGGUCUGGAGCUCGCCGACGACCGUGAAGACGUCCGUGGGGACGACCGGAUCUUACAUUCCCAGCUACACCUCAUGGUAUCCAACCACACACCAAGAGUCUAUGCAACAGUCACAGCUCAUGUGAAGAGAACAGAGACCUCAGCCCUGCCGUGGCUCGUGUAUCAGGAUGUUGAAGGGGCCCUGCAGCCACUCGGCGCGGCCCAGCCGGCGCUGAUAUCACACAACAACAACCCCGGAGUUAGCUGCAGCACGCCGCCAGCUGACACAGUGGCCUCCUCAUACCGGAUGAAGGCGAGCAAUGGAAUGAAAGACUGAGAGGGCGCGCAAUGCGCCCGAGGGCAACAAAUCCAUGACAGUCAGCGGAAAGCGUCGACAAAUGGAUCCUUUUAUUGGCUGCUGUUUAUCACUUUUGUGUCAGUUUCUAUUUUCUUUUCUUUUUAAAAAAAUCAUAUUUGUGUGAGUUAUUCUGUUUAUAAAGAAGCACGUGUUUGUUUACGCCAGAUGUUCGGGCCCAAGGUGAUGAAGAGACCUCAAACCCAUAAAGGUCGAUUAGGCCAUAGAAUUGAUCCUUGAACCAAAUAAUAAUAAAUAUGAACAAAUUGCAACCAUCAGGCCACAGAGUACAUCCAACCGCGGAGCAUAUUGUGCAAAGCCUCAACUCGCUACUAUGUUGUUUAUAUGUGUUUGUUAUUUAAGUUAAAUUAUUCAGAGGAGUUUUUGUUUUUGUUUUUGUUUUUUCUUCUGUUGAGGUCAGUCUGUGUUCAUGUGUGUGAAACAACAACACUGUGUUGUUCAUGCUGCACUAACGCAAGCAGAGCUUUUUUCUAUGCCGUGCCCCGAUGUUAUGUGAACAGUGUAAAAGGCCUGACAGUUUGCUGCUUCAGAGCAAAACAGAAAAAAAAAAAAAAAAACAGAAGAUGAGAACUAUCGUGAGGGUGAGCAGCUCCUUUGUCACUGUAUUUUGUACAUAAUUUUCAGAUUUGUUUUUUCGUGCUGUACUGGAUACGCUGUGAAACAGGGUUUUAGGCUUUCUGUAUUCGUCGAGAUGUGUUUUAGUCAACAUAGAAGAUAUUUAGUUUUGUAUCGAUCACUUUAAUUUAUUGAUCUGUUUCUGAAGUUUAUGUACAGACUGUGCAAAGUUUCAAAAGCAGUAAAAAAAAAAGAUGAUUUAAAUUAUG